Chenopodium quinoa (quinoa) is the source of this 1589-nucleotide messenger RNA. RefSeq names its product ferredoxin--NADP reductase, chloroplastic-like. Gene Ontology annotation, molecular function: oxidoreductase activity. NCBI's taxonomy places the organism in Eukaryota, Viridiplantae, Streptophyta, Magnoliopsida, Caryophyllales, Amaranthaceae. The record is from RefSeq and is a predicted model, not a curated record.
UUUUUCCAUAAACUUAUCUUCAUAACUACCACUCCCAUUUGCUCAUUCAAUUUCCUCCACCCAAUACAUAAUCCACUCCUCCAUCACCCACUUCACUACUAAUAAAACUACUCAAAUUUUCACAUUUUCCUUUCAUUUCUUCUUCUUCUUCCUCCUAUUCCCAUUUUCCUCCGCCAUGGCUGCCGCCGUCACCGCCGCCGUAUCUUUCCCUUCCACCACCAAAUCAUCCUCUCUCUCCUCCAGAACUUCCUCCAUCAUUUCCCCUGACAAAAUCUGCUACAAAAAGGUUCCUCUGUAUUACAGGAAUGUAUCUGUAACAGGGAAAGUGGGACCCAUUAGGGCCCAGAUCACAUCUGACGUGGAGGCACCACCUCCACCUCCUGCUAAGGUUGAGAAGCAUUCAAAGAAAAUGGAGGAAGGUAUUGUAGUUAACAAGUACAAGCCUAAGAACCCUUACAUUGGAAGAUGUCUCCUUAACACUAAAAUUACUGGGGAUGAUGCACCUGGAGAGACCUGGCAUAUGGUUUUUUCUCAUGAGGGAGAGAUCCCUUACAGAGAAGGGCAAUCUGUUGGGGUCAUUCCCGAUGGUGAAGACAAGAAUGGAAAGCCCCAUAAGUUGAGGUUGUACUCGAUUGCCAGCAGUGCUCUUGGUGACUUUGGUGAUGCUAAAACUGUUUCGUUGUGUGUAAAACGACUUAUCUACACCAAUGAUGCUGGAGAAACUGUCAAGGGAGUCUGCUCGAACUUCUUGUGUGACUUGAAGCCUGGUGCUGAAGUGAAGUUAACAGGGCCAGUUGGAAAGGAGAUGUUGAUGCCCAAAGACCCCAAUGCCACAAUUAUCAUGCUUGGAACUGGAACUGGAAUUGCUCCUUUCCGUUCAUUCUUGUGGAAGAUGUUCUUCGAAAAGCACGAUGAUUACAAGUUUAACGGCUUGGCUUGGCUCUUCUUGGGUGUACCCACAAGCAGUUCUCUGCUCUACAAAGAGGAAUUUGAGAAGAUGAAGGAGAAGGCUCCAGACAACUUCAGACUAGAUUUCGCUGUCAGCAGAGAACAGACAAAUGAAGGGGAGAAGAUGUACAUUCAAACCCGUAUGGCAGAAUAUGCCAACGAACUGUGGGAAAUGUUGAAGAAAGAUAACACUUACGUCUACAUGUGUGGGCUUAAGGGAAUGGAAAAGGGAAUCGAUGACAUUAUGGUUUCAUUAGCUGCUGCCGAAGGCAUUGAUUGGCUUGAAUACAAGAGGACAUUGAAGAAGGCAGAACAAUGGAAUGUGGAAGUCUACUGAUAACUCUUGUACAAACAUCUCUUAUUCCUUUUUGUGAAGCAGCUAUAUUUAUUACCUAUUUUUCACUGCACCUUGUAGAUAGGUCAGUUUUUUUUUUUUUCCUUAUAUUGUAUUGACGAUAAGCCAUUGCAUUUUAGCGCCAUAGCAUAAAGCUCUUGUCAGAAGACUAGUAUUCAGCUAAUAUAAUGAAAAUCAUUGUCGACACUUGUACACGGAGGAAAUUAUGAGAAUGAACUUAUGCUAUAAUGUAUAAUCUGAUUAUAUGUUUUGUGGCAUGGCAUAUAUAUGAGGUUAUAUUAGGCAA